AUGGAAGAUUUGCAACCUACAAAGAAACUUCGCAUAGAUAUUGAGGAGCAGCAUGAGUUAAAACACGUUGAAAUUGGGAAUGAAUUAGAUAUUUCAAAAUCUUUUAAUAUAAAUGAAGUUAUUGAUAGGGAUGAUGCUGCUAAAGCUCAAUCUGGCGAUGGUUUAUCAAAGUAUAAAUGCACAAUUCGGGAAGCAGAUGUGGGCAUUACGGAAUUCAAGAAUCCUGAGCUCAAAGGAUUCUUGGGUAUCCUCAAAUGGCGGUACUCUGAUUUUCUCGUGAAUGAAAUUGAUUUGGAUGGAAAUAUACUAAGUUUUGAUUCAGAAAUAAAGGAAAUGAAUAACAGUGUAAAUAACCUUGAGGAAAAUUAUUUGUAUGAAUCUCAGGGAAUUGCACAAAUUAAGAGUGCAUCAUCGAGUAAUACUAGUAAUUUUACUUUAGAUAAGAAUAACUCACUGAAUGAUAUUGAAUCGGAAGAGAAAUUAUUUGAUCCAGUUUUAAUGAAUCAAGUCAAGGAUCUUGUAAAGGGCGAAGGAAAAGAGCAGCAGAAAUUUAUAAAGUCGCAACCGAUAUUAAAUAAAAAUGAGCGAACCAAAUUGCAUAAAUUCAUCAAUAAAUACUACGGUGAAAAUUUAAAUUCGACCACUACAGAAGAACAAAGCAUUCUAAUAGAAUUUCACAGCGAAAAAAGCAAAAAAGGCAAGCUGCUAUAUUUCUUUAAUAUGUCGCUCUACAAAAAAAUGCAAAAAGAAGAAUGGGAGAAACGCGGUGGCCAAUAUUGUCAGUUUUUAUUACUAAAAGAGAAUCGAGAUACCAUGUCUGCUAUCAAUCUAAUAAGCAAGCUAAUGAAGAUUCCAUCUCGAUCGUUUUCUUAUGCUGGUACUAAAGAUACUCGUGCAGUUACUGUUCAACGUGUUACGGCUUUCCGAGUAAAAGCCGAAAGAUUAGCUGAAUACAAUAAACGAUUAACUGGAAUAAUAAUGGGAAAUUUCAAAUAUUUGUCACAACCAGCACAACUGGGUGAACUUUCAGGAAAUCGUUUUGUUAUUACAAUAAGACAAGUACAAGUUGACUCGGAGGAAACACUGUUGCAAUCAUUGAGUUCAUUAAGAAAUAAUGGAUUUAUAAAUUAUUUUGGCAUGCAGCGUUUUGGAACAAGUUCCAUUCCAACAUGGGAAAUCGGACGUGCACUUCUGCAGAGUAACUGGGAACAAGCCAUCGAUUUGAUAUUGAAACCACGACCUGGAGAAAAUGGUCCAAUUGAAAUUGCCCGGAACCAUUGGGCAACAACUAAAAAUGCUCGAGAAUCAUUUGAAUUGAUGCCCCCGCGUCAUUAUUCCGAAAGGAAUAUCCUACUAACCUUUGCUAAUGCUGGAAAUACAAAUUGUUUUGUCGAUGCUUUUAAUUCGAUUCCACACAAAUUAAGACUCAUGUAUGCUCACGCUUAUCAAUCAUAUAUUUGGAAUCGCGUGGUAUCCGAAAGAAUCAAACAAUACGAAAGUAAAUCUCCGUUGAUUGGAGAUUUAGUUUUGACCGAAAAUAAAAUUCGAUUGGAUCAAGACGAUAUUGAUUUUCCUGAUGCAGAAGCAACUCAAACAUUUAACAAAAAGAGAUCUUUUGAUAAUAUAGAAGGAUCCGCAGAACCUUUUGACAACACUAAAGUUGCUUCAAAUCUAAGUAGUGAAGGGUCGAACGCGGGAAUUAAUUUAAAGAUAAAAGUUCUUACAGAAGAGGAUUUGCCAAAGUACACCAUAGAAGAUGUGGUUUAUCCCACGCCAGGCCACGCGAUUAUUUACCCAAAAAAUGCGAUAUUUGAAAAGUAUAAAGAAUUUAUGAUGAAAGACGGACUCGAUCCUAUGGACAUGACAAGAAAAACAAAAGAUUUUUCUUUGCCCGGAACAUAUCGAAAAAUUGUUUUGAAGCCUGAAGCAGUUAACUGGUCAACAAUUCGAUAUGAUGACCCAAUUGCUCAGCUGGCUAUAACAGAUUUUGAUAAUUUACACGGAAAGAAACCAACCAUAGGUGUGCCAGAUGGAAAAAAUUUGGCAUUACAAAUCAGCUUUAUCUUGCCGCCUGGAAUAUACGCAACCAUGGCGAUACGAGAGAUUAUGAAAAAAGACACAAGUGCUGCUGCACAAUAUAAUAUGCAAAUGCAGACUUGA
Ambispora gerdemannii is the source of this 2160-nucleotide messenger RNA. The record is from the annotation of a GenBank genome assembly. NCBI's taxonomy places the organism in Eukaryota, Fungi, Glomeromycota, Glomeromycetes, Archaeosporales, Ambisporaceae.